AAAACAUUCUUCCGCAAAGACCGUUUCACACAUCCGGUUAGUUGUCAUCGGAGGAGUGUAUUGAUUGAUUUCUGGUAUUGUCAAAAUGUCUACAAGAUCGGAGAAAGAACGACAAAAACACUUACAGGAAAAAUACCAGGCUACAUUGGCAAACCUUUUGAAAGAUGAUGAUAACAAAUACUGUGUUGACUGUGAUGCAAAAGGUCCGAGAUGGGCUUCCUGGAAUUUAGGAAUUUUCCUUUGUAUCAGAUGUGCAGGAAUACACAGAAAUCUUGGUGUACAUAUAUCAAAAGUCAAAUCUGUAAAUUUAGACACAUGGACUGCCGAACAAGUAGCAAUGAUGAUGGAGGUAGGGAACAGUAGAGCCAGAGCAGCCUAUGAAGCACAGGUACCAGACAGUUUCCGAAGACCACAGACAGACUCAGCUCUCGAGUCCUUUAUAAGAGCAAAGUAUGAACAUAAAAAGUAUGUUGCCAGAGAAUGGGUGGUACCUAAGCCAACUAUACCAAAGGAGUUAAAAGGAGACACGCUGGAAAUGGAUGAAAAAUCAGAGAGAAAGAAAAGACCAAAACAACAGUCAUCUAUACAAAUAGAGGCUCCUAAAUCCAGUGUACCAAGAACACAACCUGUAGAAAAGAAAACACAGAACACAAACCCCCCUCCAGUACAGACUAAACAGACCUCCAAUACAGAAGAUUUACUUAGUCUUAAUACAUCACCUGCAAAACAACCAGCUACACAAUCAUCAGAUUUACUAGGAGAUUUAGUAGAUAUCAUGGGGCCAACUGUAUCAACUAGUCAAAAUGGCAAUAUUCAGUCUAGUCAACCGUUAGAUUCAGGAACAAAGAUGCCAAAUGGUGAUUUAGAAGCUUCAUUAUUUGAUGAUGGUGCAGCUAAAGUUCAGGAAAAAUCCACAAAAGAUUCCAUCUUGGCCUUGUAUGGUCCUAGUAGUCAACCUCAACAACAGCCAAUGUAUGGUGUACCUGGUGGCACACCUUAUUACAAUGUGCCACAAAGUGAUAUGGGAUAUUAUAAUCAGUACGAUACAGGUGGUAUGUACAUGCCUCAACAGAAUAUGGGAAUGUAUGGUGUGCCACAACAACACGGCAUGAAUAACCAAGGUAUGCAACAACAGCCCAUGAUGAAUAAUCAAGGAGGUAUGCAACAACAGCCCAUGAUGAAUAAUCAAGGAGGUAUGCCACAAGGUGGAAUGUCACAAGGAGGAAUGCCACAACAGCCCAUGAUGAAUAAUCAGUAUAAUCCACAGUCUGGACAAAUGCCACAGAAUCCUAACAUGUAUGGUAUGAUGGGACAACAGAAUAUGCAGCCCUCAAUGGGAAUGUAUAAUCAGCAACCACAAAUGGCUGCUGUCCAGUCCAUGCAGUAUAAUCAGAUGCAGCAACAGAUGAAUAAUAUGAGAUUAAAUUCUGGUAACAUGGUUGGACAACCUGUUGGAGCAACAACCAAUGGAGGAAUGGGUAACUGGGGAGCUCAGGGCAAUAGUGGACAUACUCUCUCUACAAAUCUUUGGCAAUGAUGACGUUAUAAUUAGGCUGAAUUGUAGCAUUCCAUUUGUUCAUGUGAUGGUAUUGUUAAUUUUAGAAUUGUUUAAUGAGAAGAUGAAUGUAUGAAUUAGUGGAUGCUAAAAACUUUUGUCACUGUCAUUACAUAAAGUGUAUUAUUUCUUGAACUCAGGUGGUGCCUCUACUAGUCAUUGCCUGAUUAUGAUGGAAAUCUGCCAUAAAGCCAUUGACAGUACAUAAGUUUUAUAUAAUUAAUUGCUUUCAAUGCAGGUGUUCAAUUUAUUAUCAAUAUAAGAAAAUAGCAUCAUAGAAAUAAUUUCCAUAGAGAUGAAAAUUGGUGAAAAUUAUAGAGUUGUUGAACCUUUAACAGAUUUGGUAUAAUUGAUGUGAAUGUGGUAUGAAUGUGUAUUUUAUAUCUUGCUGGAUCAAGUUUGAUGAAAACAUUGAACUGUAAAGUAUUAUUAUCAGCCAUGUAGGGAAAGUAUGGUAAUGAAAUGUGAUGUGUCAUGUCAAAACUACAUGUAUUUUUCUAUGAACCUUUGCUUAUUCAUUAAUUUUAUUAUAAAUACAAUUGCUUGUUUAUUUGAAAAAGGGUGAUAUUAAAGUAUAUUUGACAAAUCAAAUUCAUACACAAAAAUGACCAAGGGCAAAGGAAAAGCUCUAACUUAAUGUUGUUUUUCAUUUUAAACUUUAGCAAUGAUACAAAAUGUAAUAUCUGCAAUAUAUACCAGUAUACAAGAUUGUAACUGCCUCUUAAAAUUAUUUUUUGGUUUGUUUUUAAUUUGAAUUUUGUUUUUAUUCAGCAACUAUUAUUGUGUUACUUUAUAAACAGAAUGUAUUCUUUUAUUAUCAUCAGAAAAUCUAUGAAUUGAUACUAAGUUAUAGUAAAUAUAUUUUGUAAUAUUUGUUUACAGUGCAAAUUCAUAAUUUGAAAGCCAUAAAUACCACAAAAGCAAAAUAUUCCACAGUACUUAUUGAAUGACUUAUUAAUACAUGUUUAUAAUGAAAGAGACCAUUAUGCAAAUAUAAAGAUAAAUAUGUAUUUCCAUAGUUUUUUAUAUACAAGGUGAGGGUAGCACAAAAGGUCAUUCAGCAAUCAUACAGUCCAUGCUUUCAGAAUGUAAAUGUGUCUGCAUUUUUUUUUUAAGUAACAAAUUAUAUCCUGGAAGGAACAGUUUUUUUUUAUUUUCUAUUUUAUCAUUAAUACAAUGUAAAUAUUCAAAAUGAGGUUUAUAACAUUUAUUGAAUUUAGAUUCUAUAUAGUUCUAGGUGAAUGAAAAUUCAGAUUUUAUAGGUCGAGAUAAAUGAUAAUUCAGUUUUUAUAGGUCAAGGUGAAUGGGAAUUCAGAUAUUAAAGGUCAAAGUGAAUGAAUAAAUUGUUGAAUAUUUAUAUGCCACUUGUGCAAUAUCAAGAUUAUAUUCAAUUGGCUUGUUUUUAUUAUCAUUACUUUGGAUGAAAUAUGUGCAUUUUGUUUUUAUCCAGUGGUAUGUUUUGUCACUUAAUUGGGAGUGAAUAUGAUCUAAGACUGUUUUAUAAUCUAAUAGAAACAGAAGGAGCAAUGCAAGCUUAAAUCAUAGAUGCAUAUUGAUGUAUACUGCUUAUAGAACUUUUAGCAAUUUGAUGUUGAAGCACAAACACAAUUUCAUGAUAGUAUUGAAUAAUGAAGGACAAUAAUGAACCUCAGGCUUUUUUUGAGUGUAUAUUAUCUCUACACAUGAACUGUGUUCAAAGACAAUAAUACUCAUGCACUUUAUAUUACCAACAAUGUCUCUAAAUAAAAUAUCAAAAGAUUAUAAAACUAUAUUUGAAUAACA
This is a messenger RNA of Mytilus trossulus (common blue mussel), 3337 nucleotides long. Its product is annotated as stromal membrane-associated protein 1-like. The transcript is spliced from 13 exons. Gene Ontology annotation, molecular function: metal ion binding; GTPase activator activity. NCBI's taxonomy places the organism in Eukaryota, Metazoa, Mollusca, Bivalvia, Mytilida, Mytilidae. The record is from RefSeq and is a predicted model, not a curated record. Bases 86 to 1537 code for a protein of 483 amino acids. Gene Ontology annotation, cellular component: cytoplasm.